AUGGGACAGAAAAGAUUUGAGUUCCUCACUAACUGCAUAAGGUUUGACGAUCGAGAGACCAGAGAUCGAGCAGACAAACUAUCACCAAUAAGACUAAUAUGGGAAAAAUUUUGUUUUAACUCUACAAAAUACUAUACGCCCCAUGAAUACUGCACAAUCGACGAACAGCUGUUAGGAUUCCGAGGGAAUUGUACUUUUCGAAUUUACAUUCCAUCUAAACCAGAUAAGUAUGGUAUAAAAAUAAUAACGAUGUGCGAUUCACGCACUUAUUACAUGGUCUCGGCAAUUCCCUAUAUUGGAAAAGAAAUAAGAAUUUCGAAUGAUCCUAUACCACUCCAAAUUGUUAAAAAAAUAACCGAGAGUAUCCAUGGGGCUGGUAGAAACCUAACAAUGGAUAAUUGGUUUACAUCAAUACAAUUGAUUGAAGAAAUGCUUUCUAGACAUAAACUCACUGUUGUAGAAACGCUACGCAAAAACAAGGCUGAGAUUCCACCAUUAUUUUUGCCUAAUAGGAAAAAAGAAAUCCUUUCAUCCCAGUUUGCGUUCAAGGAUAAAAUGACUUUGGUGGCGUUUACUCCAAAAAAAGGAAAAGGAGUGGUGCUUAUCUCUUCAUUACAUAAGGGAAAGACAGUUGAUCCACAAUCGAAAAAACCGGAAAUUAUAAAUUUCUAUAACAGCACUAAAGGAGGUGUUCAUACUUUUGAUCAACUUGUGCACACUUAUAGUUUAGCACGAAAAAACACGGAGAUGGCCGCUCAGAUAUUUUUUUGGCAUGCUUGA
Eupeodes corollae is the source of this 780-nucleotide messenger RNA. RefSeq names its product piggyBac transposable element-derived protein 4-like. The record is from RefSeq and is a predicted model, not a curated record. The transcript has a single exon. Lineage: Eukaryota; Metazoa; Arthropoda; Insecta; Diptera; Syrphidae. Bases 1 to 780 code for a protein of 259 amino acids.